CGGUGGCUCAAGUCACCAUCUGCUUCCAAUUACACUAUGACAGCCUGCAGGACGGCGUCCAAGAUGCAGCUCGGUAAACUACUGCAGCAAGUAUAGAGGAGCCAGAGGGCGGAAAAGGAGGCAGAACUUGGAAGGGAAAGCCUGGACUUGGAUCUGACAUUUAAGUGUGGUCGAGCUGAGUCACUCUAGCCGGCAGAGCCGUGGAGCCAGCCUUCACUUUUCCAUUACUCUCUGGAUUUUUCUCCUUUUGUUGGUGACUAACAGCUGCUUCCAGUUUCUGGGUUUGGAAAUUUAGUUUGUCUGGUAAGACAUAAAGGAACUGUUGUCGCAUUGAUGGGAUAAAUCUAUUUCUUUUCAACAAACUGGAGCGGAUACAGGUCGGACUUUCACAUGUGGUGAUAUGACUUUAUUGACUUGCAUUCAUUUAUUGAUAGUAAGUGGAAGGUGCAUGAUCCUGGGACCACUUGUACAAAUUACUGCAUGCCAUAAACACCACCUACACCUUCUUAUCCUGCAUUUUUCUGAUGUAAGAUAGAACAAUGCUGCACUUAAGCCUCAGAUAUGAACAGGGUCAAUGGUGACCACAAUGUUGACGUUGUGGGAAAAGCUUUUUUAAGAACUUCCUGGAGAGCUUCAAUACUUUCUUUAUGAGUAAAAAUGGAGGAACAAAAGGCCAUACUAAAAUUUUUCAGGACCCUCUCAGAGGAGCAAAAUGAGGACACUGAGCUGAGCUUUAAUCUAAAGAACAAUGGGGAUAUGAGUUUUGAAGAGGCUCUGGAGAACAGUAGAGACUCCUUAUUGUAUGUUAUAUUGCCUCGUGAAGGAGAGAAGGUCACCUUUAACUCAAAUGACUCGGAUAUGACGGAGGAGGAGAGGAAUAUUGUGAAUUUAAGAGAGCAACAGAGCGAGGUUGUAAACACGGAAAAUGACUCAGAGAAGCAGACCAUUGCUACAAAUCAAGAGCAGAAUAAGAUGUCAGACGCGGUUAAUGGUCGGAGCAAUGAGAGUUGUCACAUAACACCAGAAGAAUGUGCACUGAGGGAAUCCCCGCAGGCUAAAUGUCAACAUGUUUCAACUGAGUACACAAAUACAGAUUGUGAUUGUGUCGGUGUCAAUCAGGAUGACGCUAAAGGAGCCGAUCAGGGAGUGAGAAACGACUGCCAAAAUGUACACUGCCAGGAAGAUUUCGAGGCAGGUACUGUAAGUUUUGACCCUGAGGAAUCUGAGAAAAGCGAACAUGUGGUGAUGGCGAUGACUCGGACAGGACCUUCAGUUGAGGAGCAGGUUGAACCGGUAACACCAAUGUUUGAGCCUAAAAAUGACAAUGAAGAGAAGAGGACAGGUGAAGAAGAAGAGGAAGAGAAAAGAGAUGUAUUUCCAGACUUUUCUACCCAACCUCACCAUCCUCCCAGCCCAGAAGACACAUCACCACAUGUUUCCAUAACAUCUGCAGCUGUAGCUAACAACCCUCCACCUGGAUCUAUCUUUACCAGAGCCACCUUUUCCCCAGGCUCCCCAACGGACAAGCAGAUCCAGCUGCCUGCUCUCUUCAGCAGCAUGAGGAUCUUGAGGAAGGGGGUGGUCGGCCCCGAGCACGACACCGUGGCUCAGAUCAAACCUUCAUCUCAAGGAUCAAGGAGGGACAUUUUCUCUGACAAGCAAGGGGAUGCCAAAGUUCAGGGGAACUUCCUGGACCAGAUCUCCCAGUUCCUGAACCGGGAGAAGAGAGGAGAUGAGAAAGAGGAGAAGAAAGAAGUAGAGGCUGAGGGAGACCGUGACGACGCCAGAGAGAAGAGUGAAGAAACGGAAGAGGGUGAGAGGAAAGAAACAGAGGAGGAUGCAGAGGUUUCAGUUGAGUCUACGAAACCUUCUGUGACCAGCGCGGAGGCAGCGUUCGAUGCCUUCAAAGCUUUUUUUACCCCGAAGCCUUUGAAGAAGGACCCAGCAGAGAAGGUGGACCUGGAGGCAGUGAGGAAAAAGAUACGAGCAGAUAAAGAUGUGCUGAGAUCGAUUUUUGAGAGAGCCUCCAAUAAAACACCAGAGAAGAAAGACUCGCCUGAUAACAAAUCAGAAGCAUCCACCCCAGGAGACGGAGAGGAAAGGACUCCUGGUCGUCUACAAGCCGUCUGGCCGCCACUUAAGGAGGAAAAAGUUGGGCUGAAGUAUACAGAAGCAGAGCAUCAGGCCGCUCUGCUGCAGCUGAAGAGAGAAUGCAAAGAGGAGCUCGAGAAGUUACAGGAGGACUUUGGUCUGGAGCUCUCCAGGCUGAGGGUGGAAAACCAGGACAGCGUCGCCCGUCUGGCCGAGCUGCAGACCAAACUCUCCCAGGCUGGGACUCGCUCUCGCGGGGAGCUCAAAGAUGUCGCUGUAUCGACAGGAGACGACUUUGUACACAAAUCCUUCAGGACAGUCUGUGUCCAGACAGACCGAGAGACGUUUGUUAAGACUCCCGAGGACGGAGACGGUACGGGGAGAAGCUGCACGAGUCCUCAGCAGCAGAAGGUGACCCCAAAAAAACUAGACCUGGCCUCCAUCAGCCUCAGCCUGUCCGGUCAGAGGCACGAUACUUUGUCUUCAUCCUCAUCACAUGACCUUCCUCCUCCUGGAGCCACGUUACCUCCAUCAGAACAACCCACUCCAACCAAAACACACAGUCUGCCUCCUCCUCCACCUCCACCUCCUCCUCCACCUCCACCAUGUUUGUCUUCAAGCCUAAACCACAUGCAGCCAUCAAAUGGCCCUCCACCUCCACCUCCACCUCCUCCUCCUCCUCCUCUUCUUUCCACACCAGGCUUAGCUCCUCCACCACCUCCUCCUCUUUUAAGUGGAGCCCUCACUGUUGAUAAACCUCCCAGGAAACCAGCAGUGGAGCCGUCCAGACCCAUGAGACCUCUGUACUGGACCAGAAUCCAGAUCCAGGACAACAACAAUAACAACACGCUGUGGAACGUUUUAGAGGAACCAGAUAUAAUCAACACCAGCGAGUUUGAGGAUCUGUUCGCCAAAACCACCACACAGACGAAGAAGAAGCCGCUGUCAGAGGCGUACGAGAAGAAAGCCAAGGCCCGGAAGAUUGUCAAGCUGCUGGACGGGAAACGCUCUCAGGCCGUCGGCAUCCUCAUAUCGAGCCUCCACCUGGAGAUGAAAGAUAUACAACAAGCCAUACUGACAGUGGACCACUCUGUGGUGGACGUGGAGACCAUCGAAGCACUGUAUGAAAAUAGAGCACAGCCGGAGGAACUGGAGAAAAUCAAGAAACACUACGAGAUGUCGGCUGAAGAGGACGUUAAACUGCUGGACAAACCCGAACAGUUCCUGUACGAGCUGUCUCAGAUCCCAAACUUCUCAGGCAGAGCUCACUGCAUCAUCUUCCAGUCGGCCUUCGUCGACGGGAUUGCGUCCGUCCAACGCAAGCUCAAAACAGUCUCCUCUGUCUGCGAGGCUCUGCUGGAGAGCGACGGUGUGAGGAGAGUGGUCGGACUGGUGUUGGCUCUGGGGAACCACAUGAACGGAGGCAGCAGAGUCAGAGGUCAGGCCGACGGCUUCGGCCUGGAGAUUCUACCUAAACUAAAAGAUGUGAAGAGCAGGGACAAUCGUAUCAGCCUGGUGGACUACGUGGUGUCAUACUACCUGCAUAAUGUGGAUAAGAACGCCGGCACAGACAAGAGUGUUUUCCCUCUUCCUGAACCUCAGGACGCCUUCCUGGCAGCGCAAGUCAAAUUCGAUGACCUCAACAGAGACCUGAGACAGCUCGGACGAGAUCUGACAAGAUGUGAGAAAGACUUGCAGAAAGUUUGCUCUGACUCUCCCGAAGAACACCUGCAACCGUUUAAGGACAAGAUGGAGGCUUUUGUUCUCAGCGCACGAAAAGAACACGCAGAAGCUUCCUAUCAGCUGAUGACUGUUCAAAAAAGUUUUCAAGACUUGAGUCUGUACUUUGGACUGAAGCCCAAGACGGGAGAGAAGGACGUGACCGCCGGCCAUUUCUUCAUGCUCUGGUUUGAGUUUUGUGCCGACUUCAAGACCAGGUGGAAGAGGGAGAACAAGAACAUCUCUAAAGAGAGAUUAAAAGAGGCUCAGCUGUCAGUGAAGAGGAUCACGGCAGAGAAGAAGGUGGAGACCAGAAAGAUCAACCCUAACAGUCUGAAAGAGCGACUGCGCCAGAAAGAAGCCAACAUGUCUUCACUUUGAGAGAUCACACAACCGUCCUUACCGAGCUGGAUCAGACUGGAUCAGGGCCAUGAGACCAAACCGAUAUUUCUUUGUUGAACUCAAGAGUUCUCGCGUUCAUCAACUGACAGCUUUAUGUUUUAUAAUUUGCGACCUAAAAAAAUGUAUUUUGUGCAAUAUGUAGACAUUAGAGUUAGCUUUA
Larimichthys crocea (large yellow croaker) is the source of this 4372-nucleotide messenger RNA. RefSeq names its product formin 1 (gene fmn1). The coding region runs from base 658 to 4191 and encodes 1177 amino acids. The transcript is spliced from 17 exons. The record is from RefSeq and is a predicted model, not a curated record. Gene Ontology annotation, biological process: actin nucleation; cortical actin cytoskeleton organization. Gene Ontology annotation, cellular component: actin filament; cytoskeleton; cytoplasm. Lineage: Eukaryota; Metazoa; Chordata; Actinopteri; Sciaenidae. Gene Ontology annotation, molecular function: microtubule binding; actin filament binding.